Messenger RNA from Cooperia oncophora, 360 nucleotides. The record is from the annotation of a GenBank genome assembly. NCBI's taxonomy places the organism in Eukaryota, Metazoa, Nematoda, Chromadorea, Rhabditida, Trichostrongylidae.
AUGCCGGUGCUUACACACUACUCUCCAAAAAGGUCCCUACCAAGGACGUUGAAAUUUUUGAAAGAGGAAAUGGGAGCAGUUCAAAUGGAAUUUCUCAACAAAGUUGGUGGCGACAGCAGGUCAAACUGGUUUCCAUUGCUUUUCGGUGGUUCUUUGGAGAAAAUUGGGCGCGUGGGACGGCCUCCAGAGGCUCCGGACUGGAACAAUACCACGAUUUGCAACGAAUGGUUGGACAAGCAUCCUUACAUUGUGGAGGAGUACAGGAAGAAGGGAUAUAAGUGCGAACGCAAUGAGAUAGCGAGUGAACCUGGCCAACCUGAAGUGUGCACCUACCUCACCGGAUUGUUAACUGGAACAUAA